Molecule: messenger RNA, 1028 nt
Organism: Erinaceus europaeus (western European hedgehog)
Lineage: Eukaryota; Metazoa; Chordata; Mammalia; Eulipotyphla; Erinaceidae
Gene: ID1
Product: inhibitor of DNA binding 1
Exons: 2
Coding region: 137-601 (154 amino acids)
Biological process (GO): cell differentiation; negative regulation of transcription by RNA polymerase II; circadian regulation of gene expression
Cellular component (GO): nucleus; cytoplasm
Molecular function (GO): transcription regulator activity; protein dimerization activity
Source: RefSeq, a predicted model, not a curated record
UCCGCUUGGGACGCAGCUCUACCACACUCUUGCAAUUUCUUCUUUCCCUUUUCGCGAUCCCUCGCUCGCUUCGCAGCCUCGCUCCGGGUCACCUCGCUCCCAGCUGUUUCAUCUCUUCCACCCGGACGCCCAAACCAUGAAGGUUGCCAGUGGCAGCGCCGCGGCCGCCGCGGGCCCUAGCUGCGCUCUCAAGGCCGGCAAGACGGCGGGCGGCGCGGGGGAGGUGGUGCGCUGCCUGUCCGAGCAGAGCGUGGCCAUCUCGCGCUGCGCCGGCGGGGCCGGGGCGCGCCUGCCCGCCCUGCUGGACGAACCGCAAGUGAACGUGCUGCUCUACGACAUGAACGGCUGCUACUCGCGCCUCAAGGAGCUGGUGCCCACCCUGCCCCAGAACCGCAAAGUGAGCAGGGUGGAGAUACUCCAGCAUGUCAUCGACUACAUCUGGGACCUGGAGUCGGAGCUGAGAUCCGAAUCCCAAGUCGGGAGCCCCGGGAGCCGGGGACUUCCCGCCCGGGCUCCACUCAGCACCCUCAACGGCGAGAUCAGUGCCCUGGCUGCCGAGGCGGCAUGUGUUCCAGCGGACGAUCGCAUCUUAUGUCGCUGAAGUGGCGCUCUCCGGAACCGGCGGACCCCGGCCCUGCAGGGGGCGAGAAGAAAAAGUGCUCACUGGUGCUCCCAGGCGCCUCCCCAGAGUUGGGGAGGAGCCGGACUGAGAUCGGAGACCACUGAACAUUUGGUGGAUCCAGCCCUGGACUUGUGGGGGGGGCGGUGACUGACAGGACAGGCGAUGUUCCCUCCACACCUCCAGUUGCCAGAGACUUGAGUGGGGGGGGUUAUCCCCCGUGUGUUUCUAUUUUUUGAAAAGCAAGACAUUUUAAAAAAUGGUCACGUUUGGUGCUUCUCAGAUUUCUGAGGAAAUUGUUUUGUAUUGUAUAUUACAAUGAUCACCGACUGAGAAUAUUGUUUUACAAUAGUUCUGUGGGGGUGUUUUUUGUUAUUGUUAUUAAACAAAUAACUUAGAUGCUGAUAAA